Molecule: messenger RNA, 1998 nt
Organism: Closterium sp. NIES-67
Lineage: Eukaryota; Viridiplantae; Streptophyta; Zygnematophyceae; Desmidiales; Closteriaceae
Source: the annotation of a GenBank genome assembly
UCCUAUUUUCGCCACCAGCCAUUCGAGUCUCGCUCUCAUGGCAGCCUCGCCAUGCCGCCCUUGGGAAUACCGUCCGCUGCAUUCCUGAUCGCGUGCUGACCUGACCGGACUCAACAACGCCUCGCUGCGCUUACGGGUUCCCGAAUUCUUGCUCUUCGCAAGCCAGCCCAGCCUAUCCCCUUGGGAAUGCCGCCGUUCCGCGGCACUCUUGAGAUUUCCCAUCUUGUCUGCUUUUGAUUCCGUCUCCACCUGCGCUUCCUUCUCAACCGUCUCGCCGCGUCGCGUCGCUCCCGCCCAUGACGAACCAACGAUCGACCAAGCAACGAUCGACGGCGCCGCUGGACGUUGUAGCAGAGGCAGCGGAGAUCGCGGCGGCAGAGGAGGUCGCGAUUGUCCUUAUCGCGGCGACAGAAAAUGCUGCCGCCAGAAUUGACGACGCUGACGUGGCAGGCCAGGCGAUUCGAGAGCCUCCUACUGCCGGAUCGGCCUCGGCUCCCCCGUCCAUGUCUAUCCGCGCUGUCAGCCGACGCGCCUCGGGGAGUACUCCUAAGGACGUGACACGUGGCAGUAGAGCGGAGCAGCAGAGACGAGGAAAGAGCGGCAAAUCGGGGAGUAAGAGGAUAGUCCCUAAGGUGAAGUUAGCAAACCAAUCAGAGCGAAGGGAGCUGAUGCGAGGGACUCUGUCGACGGGGAGGCGGCCUGUGCUGCCACGUGGCGCAAUGCAGUUGGUGGUAGAUCCGUACAACCUGUGGGGGAGCAGAGUGGAGAGUAAGAAGGUUCCUCUGAAGCCGUUCUUCGUGCGAUACGGCGACACGCUGGCUGCCCUCGCUGCUCGAUUCAGUGUGACUAUACGCGAGCUGCAGAGAAUAAACGGCAUGCAGUCAGACGCCCUAUAUGAAGGCUCGACUCUGCUCGCACCCAGAGGCGCCAUCACCCCCCCGCUGCCUGACGUGCGUCCCGGUCUCCGUCGCACCAACCGCCUGCUCUUCUCGCGCCCAUGGGUCCGCCCACCAGCUCUCGGCCAUCUACAGCACGACACCUGGCGCUACCACCCCGGCACUCGGCACCAGCCCAACCAGGCCAAAGCGCGGUGGGAUGAGGCACGGAGGAAGGGCUUUCAUCGCCUGCUGCACGGGUGGCUGCCCCUGCGGUCCCCCAUGGAGGGGUGCUCUGAGAGGUUUGUCAGCAGCCAUUUUGGUCCUAGAUGGGGGUCAUUUCACAUCUGCAGCUCACCCAUUUUCUGCCCUCUCCUGAAAAAAAUCCUCCCCUGACCUGACCACCCCCACUUGCAGUUUUGUCAGCAGCCCCUUUGGACCAAGAUGGGGGUCGUUUCACCGAGGCGUUGACCUGGCAGCAGAGGAGGGCGAGCCAAUUCGAGCUGCGCGCAGUGGAGUGGUGGACCACGUGGGGGAGAUGGACGUCUACGGCAAUCUGGUAACGCUGAGGCAUGAGGCGGGCGUCACCACCCUCUAUGCGCACUGCUCCAAGAUGCUCGUGCAGGCCGGCCAGAGGGUGCAUGCAGGCCAGGUGGUGGCGCUGGUGGGCAACACGGGCAGGUCCAUGGGGCCACACCUGCAUUUUGAAGUGCGUAGGGACGGUGAGCCGUUUGAUCCUUUCCUCUGGUGCAAUAUAUGAGGGUGGCUUUUAUCGGACUCAUCGAUUUUGUACAGUUUUGGCAGCACCUGUUUGUACUCGUGCUUGAGUUGUAGAUUUUACUGGUGUAGAUGCAGGGUUGUAUCGCGCUGGAAAACAUUACCGUACCCAAAAAUUUGCAGAAGCUGUCAUGUCAUUCUGUAAAAUGUGAAGAAAUUUUGUUUCAAGUUUAUUAAUCUUGAAACUGCCCUUCUGGUAACCCAGUUCCGCAAAACGAGAGGGAAAACUAAGAUCGCGCACCAAAAAGACGGGAAACAUGUGAUAGGCGUGCGCCACCCCCAGCCAAUUCCGCCCCUGCCCCCGAUACACCAGGCGUUUGAGCGGAAAGAAACUUGAAACAUGCGC